Lycium barbarum (goji berry) is the source of this 2352-nucleotide messenger RNA. RefSeq lists its product as uncharacterized. Gene Ontology annotation, molecular function: RNA nuclease activity. Gene Ontology annotation, biological process: mRNA processing. The record is from RefSeq and is a predicted model, not a curated record. The coding region runs from base 485 to 1666 and encodes 393 amino acids. The transcript has 8 exons. NCBI's taxonomy places the organism in Eukaryota, Viridiplantae, Streptophyta, Magnoliopsida, Solanales, Solanaceae.
UCAUCUUUUUCUUCAGCCGCCAUCCCCCCUUUCUCUCUCUUCGCACUCUUCUCUCCUCCCCCCGCUCCUCUCUCUCCCGCUCCUCUCUCUCUUAUUCACACAUGAAACCCUAGCCCAAAUCAUAAUCCAUCCAUAUAAAUAAUCGAUUUUCCAGUCAAAAGUGGGGCAGAAAAAAAUCGCACAAAAUUCCUGGAGAAAUAGGAGAUUUCGGAGUCGCAGAAAUUCCCCCCAAAAAAUGAGAAGUCCCUUUUAUCUGUAUUGAAUCUUUGAAAAACAAGAAAGUUCUUGGAGCCGCAUAAAAUUUCCCUCUAAAUAUUAACUCACUAUUUUUGAUAGUCGAAGCGUUGAAUCGUGCGUUUUAUUCGCUCUUGUUACUUCCGUUACUGUUUUCGCAUCCGAGUCUACGCAAACUAGGAGAUUCGAAGUGUUCGAGGUAGAUCUGAAGCCCCGCACCCCGUUUCGCUGCACCUAAAAAAGAGUGCUCAUGAGCAUAAAUUAUGUAUAUACUGAUGAAAAUGAUCGGGACGAUAACCCGUACCUGCGUAGUGUAUUAGUGACGGUUUGUGACUCGACGCAUCAUCAAUCUGGUAUAUCCUUUUUAGAUAUUAAAAAGGCGCGGGGAGAGAUUGAGAUGUUGUACUUGUUGCGUGCGUGCCCGUUUGUGGCUAACGGUUACUAUCCAAUUUGCGAGAAGGAUUCAAGUAAAAAAGGAUUUGCUCUUAUUGAGCCAGUAGUUUCCUUAGAUACAUGGCUGAAAAGGAAAGAGAAUCUGCAAUUUUGGAGGUACAAAUUUGAAAACAAAAGUAAAUCAGCAUGCAUUGGGGUUGGAAAGGACUUCAUGGAAAUUUUUUUUCAAUUUGCCAAAGCACUUGAAAGUAUACAUCAGGCUAAGUUGUUCCAUGGCAAUCUUCAGAAUGGAAUUAUGAUGGGGUUGGAUUGUAAAAUUCGGAUUUGCAACUUCAAGCCGGGAAAGAAAAUUGAGUCACUUAAUGAGCAUGAAAAAGCAUCUGCUCAACACAAAGAUUUCAAGGAGUUCUUGAAUGUUCUUAAAAAAAUCAGUACAAGUUAUGGUCCGGAAAAUCAGUUGGAUCUUCCACCCGACCUGACUCUUUAUUUUAAAAUGUGUAUUUUCACGAAGGAUCCUCAGAAUUUGAGGGAUUUUAGAGAAACCUCAAAAUGGUUUUACCAACCCCCUUUGGUUUGGAAUUCAGCACGGUGUUUGUUUUUCCUUGAUGAACUUGAUCAGUAUAUUGAUCUUAAUUUGAUUGAUUUUAGCCUAAAAGAUUUUCUUGGAAUGUAUAUGGAUUGGCAGAAAGUUAUUCGAGGGACCAAGGAUGAAAAUCUGAUAGAGUGCUUAGAAUAUGAAAAUGGGGCCUUUAUAUAUACUACGCCGUUUGGAAUUAUUCGGUUUGUGAAAAACUACAAGAAACAUUAUAGGGAAAACUACAAGAAAGAUUAUAGGGGUAGUGAAAGAAGAACUACAAGAACGGAGGCUCAACUUGUUAACUACGUUACAAAACUCUUUCCAAAUUUUUUUAUGAAUGUUUAUAGCGGAGUUUUUGAGCUCAGGGAUGAGUUCGUGUGGAAUGGCUCACGUGUGGUGACGCUUGGUACUAUUUUAUGGGGGGACCCCUCGGUUUUUGACAUGGACAAAUGUAGGUCAUAAGUUAAGCUGCAGCGACAUUUAGAUAAAUUGGAGGAUCCACUUAAAAUGUACUUUGCUCAUCCGUCUCCAAUUUCACAAUUUGUUAUGUCAUUUGAACAUUUUGCAAGGUAAAGCUGUAAAGUAGCUUUAAUUGAUUAUGUUGCAGCAAUUUUACAACCAAUUGCAUAUAAAACUUUAACAAAAUACUUCGUGGACUGCUGUCUAAACUGAAACUUGUGGGAACUGAGUAUCAAAAUUGCGAUGAAGAGCGCACUAUAUAUUUUAAGUGGCAAUUCUAAUAUGAUUUCGCGUCAUUAAUGUGCAAGAAACUUAUAUGAGCGCGUACUAUAUUUUUAUUUUAUGACCUGGGCGAGGUUGUCCAACCAAAUCUACCACAUGCUUUAUAAUGUUGAUUCAUUCUAUGGCUUUUGAAGUUGUGGCGUGACCUUGGAACCUUUGUUGCUAUCUUGAAGAACCAUUCUCAUGCUUAGAUUAUUGCUAUUUUCGUUGUUCCUCACACAUUUUCUUCCCUUUUGGACAAUACAAUAGAAUACUUUUACCAGACUAGGAGUUCAACCUAUGUGAUACUUAACCAAAUGGUGUUUUGAUAUUUCGAUUAUCAGUUAUAGCUCUUUCAUCGGCUUACAAGUUGACAAUUUUUAUUAAUGUGGGACAGCUAGCUUCCACUCUCUACAACACAUCUCGAG